CGUGGAUGAUCGCAUAUGGACCCUGACCUGACUCCCGUCUCAGAAAAUAGAGGAUUCGCUGGCCUCUUGCGCUGUUGCGGCGAAGUGAUGUUUUUUUGGGGCUCUCUGCUCUCCACAAUCACCAUCGUCUCCAUGUCUUCAUUCUGAGCGCGGUCUUAUCGCUCUUCUCCUUGCAUUCACCACUUUCAUUUGGGUCCGACUGCUCGUGCCCGUUUCAUCGCUGCUGGCUGAUUGAUUGCUCUCCAUCAUGCGCUCCUUUUCACUGCUGCUGCUCGCGUGCUUGACUGCACUGGCAGCGGCUUGGUCCAAGGAAGACCAUGAGAUCUUCCGCCUUCGCGACGAAGUAGCGACCAACGAAGGUCACAACGUCACAUUCUACUCAUGGCUGGGGAUCCAACCUUCUGCCUCGCAAGCCGACAUCAAUGCCGCCUACCGCAAACUCUCCCGCUCUCUCCACCCCGACAAGGCCCAGAGCAACUGGAUCGCCUCCUACAACCUGCCCCCUCGCGCCAAGCCCGGCGCCAAACCGACCGUUCACGUUCACAAGAACAAAAAACCCUCGGCCAGCGAGAUUGCCAAAUUCCACAAGACUGCCUCUGCGCGGUUCGAACGUCUCUCGCUGAUCGCCAAUGUCCUACGUGGACCCGAACGCCAGCGCUACGACCACUUCCUCCGUAAUGGCUUCCCCAAGUGGCGCGGCACCGGUUACUACUACGAGCGCUUCCGCCCUGGUCUCGGCACCGUCCUCUUCGGUCUGUUCGUCUUCGCCGGUGGUGCAGUCCACUACGCCGCGCUGUACGUCAGCUGGCGCCGCCAACACGAAUUCCUCGACCGCUACAUCCGCCACGCCCGCCGCACCGCCUGGGGCGACGAGAUGUUCGGCUCCUCGGGCGCCAUCCCCGGACUAGGCGGCAGCAGCAGCGACGCCACGACCGCCACAGCAUCGUCACCCACCGCCGCCGCAGGAGAAGGAAAUGACGUCGCGAUCGCAUACAACCGAAAGCAGAAACGCGCCAUGGACAAGGAGAAGCGCAAGGACGCCAAGAACCCCGGCAAGGCCGCGUCCAAAGCCGCCGCCGCCGAGAAGCAAAAGGCGCGCGCUGCGGCCCUGUCGGGCGCCGCUGAGGAGGAGCUCGAGGAUGAGGAGGAAUACGACGACUUCCCCGCGGUGAAGCCCGUGGGCGCGAAGAAGCGCACGGUGGCCGAGAACGGCAAGAUCCUCAUCGUGGACAGCGUGGGCAACGUCUUCCUCGAGGAGACGACCGCCGAGGGCGUCCGCCAGGAGUUACUCCUGGACACCCUACAGCCCAACGAAGUCCCCAAACCGACCAUCAACGACACCAUCCUCAUGCGUCUGCCGCUGUUCGUCUACAACCGCACCCUCGGCGCCCUCAUCAACCGCCCCACGACGGGCCACUUGGUCAAGCAGCUCCAGAACGGCGGUGCGGAUGGAGGACAGCAGGACAUCCUCGUGUCCGCCGCGGUGCCGGAGAGCGAGGCGAAGGCGAGGAAGGAGAAGGCCGGGAAGAAAUAGAGAGCGAGGCGAGACAAAUGAAGGAGAGAGUUUGUGGAAACGGAGAGAAUGACGAGAGGAAAAUCGGUGGUAUCAGUCGUGGUGGUGAGCUGAAUUCCCUCUUCACAAA
This is a messenger RNA of Dissoconium aciculare CBS 342.82, 1643 nucleotides long. RefSeq lists its product as uncharacterized. The transcript has 3 exons. The record is from RefSeq and is a predicted model, not a curated record. The coding region runs from base 248 to 1534 and encodes 428 amino acids. Lineage: Eukaryota; Fungi; Ascomycota; Dothideomycetes; Mycosphaerellales; Dissoconiaceae. Gene Ontology annotation, cellular component: endomembrane system.